Camellia sinensis is the source of this 1040-nucleotide messenger RNA. Its product is annotated as protein translocase subunit. Gene Ontology annotation, cellular component: mitochondrion. NCBI's taxonomy places the organism in Eukaryota, Viridiplantae, Streptophyta, Magnoliopsida, Ericales, Theaceae. The record is from RefSeq and is a predicted model, not a curated record.
AUCACCCCUUAAAUUGGGCGUCACACUCUCUCUGCCCCUUCCUUCCUUUCCUUCCUUCCUUCUCUAAUACUAAAUAUUACAGAUUUUGGAACCGUGGAGUCCAUAAGCUCAGAGAAACCAUCAUGGGUUUGGGAGCCCUAAGAUCCAUCAUUCGACCCGUUUCUAGAACCCUAUUAUUAUCAGCCCGCACCCCCUCCCCUUUCUCUCUCACCACCACCACCACUCCGGCCACUUCUCUUCUCCGGCCACUCCACCGGACUAUUCCAUGGAUCCCGGCGUCGAGUUCUUUCCACAGCCUAACAGACACUCGCCUCCCCAAGAGACGCCCCGCUGACAAACCUAAAAGAAAGAGAGCCAGCUUGAAACCCCCUGGACCAUAUGCUUUUGUUAAAUAUGUGCCUGGUGAGCCAAUACUUCCGAACCAACCCAAUGAGGGAAGUGUCAAGCGAAGGAAUGAGAAGAAGCGAAUGAGGCAGCGGAGGGCAUUUAUAUUGUCUGAGGCAAAGAAACGGAAAGCACAGUUGCAGGAGGCAAAAAGAAAGAAAAAUAUUAAAAGAAUUAGAGCGGGAAAAAUGCAUGCUAGUGGCCAAGGAAGUAGCAUGGUUCUGAAAGGACUUGGGCAGCAGCUGCAGCGGCUCGAGGAAGAGAAGAAAAAGGCCAUGGCUUGACUUAUUUGUCAUAAACCUCUCAGGCAGAUGGUAAUGCUGCUUAUAAACUUUUCCCCCAUAUAAGGUGAACACUGAACCUUGAUUCUUGUUUUUCACAGAUGAUGUUCCUCUUGAUGUUUUAAGUUGUGUAAAAUUCAAGCUACCUUCUAGGGAAUAUAUCCUCGUUUUCUUCUUGAAGAAUAUAUCUAGGUGCUUCUUCCUCUCUUAGUACUUGCCUUUGCUUAUGAAUUUAAUUAUCCAAGUUAAAAGCUUCGAACUGGCAUAAUAUAGCCCUCACUUGGAAUGCUUUUUCUUUUUUCCUAAUCCACAAGGCUGCCCCGUUUGGUGUAACUAUUAAAACAUAUUAUAGAUUAUAACUUAACAGAUUAUACA